Messenger RNA from Trematosphaeria pertusa, 4020 nucleotides. RefSeq lists its product as uncharacterized. The coding region runs from base 113 to 3976 and encodes 1287 amino acids. NCBI's taxonomy places the organism in Eukaryota, Fungi, Ascomycota, Dothideomycetes, Pleosporales, Trematosphaeriaceae. Gene Ontology annotation, molecular function: zinc ion binding. The transcript has 10 exons. Gene Ontology annotation, biological process: arachidonate metabolic process. The record is from RefSeq and is a predicted model, not a curated record. Gene Ontology annotation, cellular component: membrane.
CAGGCGGCUGACGCACUUCACCCAUUAUUAGCUCGUUUAUCAUCAGGACCCUUCAUACUGUUUGUCUACCGUGCCUCGCGUGGCAUAGGGAAGAGUGGGGAAGCAUGCCAAUAUGCCACCACCCGCAGCAAUGGACCCGCUAGAAGCGCGCGCGCUCGACCAACUACAAGACACCGACUUUUGCGAGGACUGCGAGGAAGUCGUAUCCGACUUUUACUGCAAUGCAUGUUCCUGUAGCCUCUGUGCCGAGUGCUGGGACCGUCAGCCCGCUCACCGCCGCAAACGCCUCGCACCGGGCCAGAUUCCGCACGAGAAAACCGAACUCUCGCUGGCCAACCGAGUCCAGACAGUGUUUUCGUGCUCCGGCGAUGAGCGCACGCUUCGAAAGCUCCACAGAGAGGAUGAGGUCACGGCUUGGUUUGGCCUAGAGCGAGAGGUGAAAGACGGCCGUCCGUUCAUGUUUCGUGACCACGGAAGGUUCGCUGAUCUUGCUACUUCCAUGCAUCAGCGGCUGUUUAAGCAACGAGGAUCAACCUCAAGUGGCCAGAACGGGACGAACUGCGUUCCCGGCCUCGUUUCUUUUGUCGGUCAAACCGGUGCAGGAAAGAGCACUCUGAUCAAGUUACUCGUGCACUUCAAUCAGUGGAGUGGCCAAGACCAGAAUUUCCCUUGCCCGGUUCCUGGCAUCACCGGUCGAGACCUUCCGACUUCUGAAGAUGUCCACCUCUACGUCGAUCCACUUACAGCGGAGUCGGAGUAUCCAAUUCUCUUUGCUGAUUCGGAGGGCUUGGACGGUGGGGAGAGAGAGCCGCUAGCGGCAAGCCUAAGAAAGACGCGGGAGAAAGAAGAAGCAGAGUCGUUGGGGUCAGAGUCCGAUUACGCACCUACCCGGAACUAUACUGAGCGCGAAGUCCAGUGGGUAGAUUCCAAGACGAAGCGAACGCGACAGUUUGCCGCGGGGCAGUUAUAUCCUCGCAUUCUCUUCGCUUUUUCUGACGUCGUCGUAUUCGUCCACCGAAACCCAAGAGCGAUUGAAGGGGUAUUGGAAAGGCUUCUCGACUGGGGAUCCGUGGCUAUCGAGACGACAUACAACCAACCCAUCCUGCCUUACGCCAUUCUGGCACUCAAUGCCACUGAACAUGACGUCGAUCCGAAGAUGUGGGAUGUGCAGACUUCGACCAGAACGCUGCUUGACUCGUUGGCGGACACUGUCAACAAGAACGUGGUCUUUUCCACAUAUGCAGACCUGUGGAGAAAACGAGGGAAGAAGAUCGAUACAGUGGACGACUUGAUGAAAUGCUACUACAGCGCGCUCAGAGUGAUCCGCUUGCCGACCAACGGGAGACCCAAGCUCGUAGAAGCGCAAGCCCAAAAGCUUUAUCUCGACAUUGAACGCGGCUGUCGUCUAGCAAGAAACGUAAAGGCGCAGACACGCAUGCUACUCAACGCUUUCGAAUUUCAGGCGUACCUCAAUCAUGCUUUUGAUCAUUUCUGCUCAACCAUUGAUACCCCGUUCGAUUUCGUUCAGUGCUCGUACUUGACUAGUCGGCUUUCAACUGUUUUUUGCGAAAGCAUCCUCGCGCUCGCUGUCGGGAUGGCGAAGAAGAAACCACGUCCAAGAGCAUCUGCGAUCUUCGAGAAACUAGGACGUCUCAUUGCUUCGUGCAUUAUGUUAGACACAAUGCGGAACAAUCUUAAAGGUACUGCGGAAAGAAUCUUCGCGCAAUAUGUUCCCCAGAUAGAUGCCGCACUAAAGGAAUUUGGCGACCGUUACUGGCCCUGCGAGUUUUACGUCAAAGGGCCGAUGCCUCCGCAUCUGCAGGCCCACCUGAACAACCUCGCGUUUCAACAACAAAUGCGGGCCGCAACAGUCAUACUGCGAUGCGCCAAUGUCCGCAGCGGACACGCGGCCAAGGGACACCAACUCACCGACGGAAGAGUCUUUGCUCGCGGCUCCUAUGAGUCGAACUUUUCCUUCGAAAGUCACCGUAAGCAGAUACUCGACGAUAUCUACAUCUCUUUCCAUCACUCCAUGAACAAGCUGGCGCAAGCUUCACGGCAAGGCAUCCAACAGCUCGAUGCGGCUGCGAUCAUCCAUCGUGAUGAUGCGCUGGCGUCGUACUAUCCUCCAGGUGAGGAUGGUGAGCCGGUCGGUUUACGCUACACAGCCUUCUGCAUAUGUUGUCUGAUUGGGACACCUGAGGCUCUGUUACCCUGUGGGCACAUGUUGUGCCGUGCUUGUAUCCAGGCGUACGGUCGCAGGAAGGGCCACGUUGUGGUUGACGUCUUAGAGUGCCCUUUAGAGGUCAAUCAGACCACAAGGCCGCAACCUCGAGCAAUCUACCUGAGACCAGAGGCAGCGGGAGUGCGUGUUCUAGCUCUGAAUAACGGCGGCGUACGCAGCGUCAUACAGCUCGAGAUUCUGAAACUGAUCGAGAAGGAGCUUCAUGGGAAGAUACCGGUGCAAUCAUUCUUCGACAUGAUCAUUGGGGAAGGAACCGGAGGCCUCAUAGCACUUGGUCUGAAUGCCAGAGGCUGGGACCUCGACGACUGCGAGCAACAUCUGCAUGCGCUUUUCGAAAAGAUCUUUGCGCAAGCAAAUAUUCACAGGUUCCCCAGCCUUCAGAUCAAAGGGAAGCACCCGAAGUAUCGCUCGAAGGCUCUGGAUGACGUUCUCAACUCCAUGUUCCCGGAGCAGCGCCUCAUUGAUCUCCCCCCGAUUAGUCAUCCUAUUCAGCAGAGCUCCAAAGUCGCCGUCCUAACUUCGUCGGCGACGGGUAGAAAGGUUCUGUUUUCCAACUAUCGAAGGAAAGCUUCCUCGAAGCUGCCAUACGCCCUCUACCCAAUCACAGAUUACUCGUCCCAGCCGAAGGUCGCAGAUAUUGCGAGAGCCUCGAUGGCGCAUGCGGACCUCUUCAAGCCGUUUCUGGAUCCCAGGCUCGGCCAGCUCUUUUUUAAGAAGGACAUGUCUGAGGGCUUCCUCAUAGAGGUAGCCCAAAACGAAUGCCGAUCGAUCUUCACUGGGCUCCAGAAGGACUUCCCGGACAUCUUACUCUCACUGGGCUGCGGCAAAUCCAAGCGCCCACCCGUCCCCUCGAUUGCCAGCAACGAGACGCGGCGAACGAAGGCCUCAUCCAGAUUCACGAGGAGCGAAGAGGACGACACGCGAUCGUACAUUACUGAAGACUCAGCGGACGCGUACGCGCAGUAUCCGAGACCGAAUUUCAUCAGCCUCAAUCCUUUUCUCGACGAGCUGCCGGAAAUGGACGACGUAUCAAGCAUCCCCGAGCUGCAGAGUCUCAUACAGGAAGCGACUGAUGCUGAAGUUGUGAAGAGCCUUGUAUCGCAGUUGUUCGCGACUCUCUUUUAUGCGGAAACGGAUGCGCCAGUGCAGGAUACUACCGCAGGUGAAGUGCUCAUACCAGUCCGCAUCUACUGCCGCCUGCUCGAUCACACCACAGAAAUCCAAGAAGUCGGCAGACUCCUCAAAUCCGGGUCCUUCCGCAAUUCCGAGUUCGUCUUCUGGGAAGAAGGCUACGGUGCCCAAGAGUACCCCAUCGCAUCGCGCACGCUGGAUAAGAUGAUCCGCCAGCUGCAAUUCCCCAUGCUACGCUUGAUUAUCCCGCUGUGGCAGCCCGAUUCUGUGGUGCAUGGAGUCCUGCGGCUGGAGAACGGCGAGGAAUACCCACUUAGUGGGUUUCCGCGGCGUUUGCGGGGCGCUGGGGUAACGCAUAGUACGUCUUCCCACCUGGCCCUUCUCGUUUGGUUUACUAACAUGGAGAUGCGAAGAACCUGCACUGAAGAGCGAGUUGGACCCGUCUUCCACGGCGAAAACUCCUCCCUGGUCGGCACCGGACUUGCAGAAUAUCUCCUUAGCGGGUACCUGGACGGCGGAGCUGCCCGAUCGUGCGACGUCGUCUCGAGGCUUAGGUGGUGGGCCGGGACCUGCAGAGUAUGCGGAUGCGCCGCCGUAUGAGGCGGGGUCUGAGGAGAAUGUUACUGCGCUGCCGAAGUAUGAGC